AUGAAUUCCAAGGCCUUUCCCAGAAGCCUCCGCGGGCCCCGGCUGCCCCCGCCCUUCCCAGAAGCCCCCGCGGCGGGCGCCCCGCGGGUCACGCGCCCCCUGCCGGCCGGAGGCGGGGCCGGCGACCACCGAGACGCGCGGCCUCCGGGAGGCCUAGAGGGGACCCGGAAGUGCCCCCUCCCCGCGGGGCCCCGCUUCCGGGCGGCUCAGUGGUUAGAGCCCCGGCCCGCGAGGCCCGGGGGCCUGGGUUCUAAUCCCGCCUCCCACGCUCGAAGCCUCGUCGACGUCAUCACCAGGUUCCCGCGGCCGGAGCCAGCGAGGUCCCGGAGCUCGGGCGAUGGCCGGGGAGCCCAGGGGGGCCGGCCCGGAGUCGGAGGGGCUCGUGAUCGUCAAAGGUGGGAGGACGAGGAGGAGGAAGAUGGGAUCUGCGGGGCAAGAGCCCGACGGCUGGGGCGGCGACCCCCGGCCGCCGAGCUCUCCGCCCGGCGCUUCCGCCAGUUCCGCUACCGGGAGGCGUCGGGGCCCCGCCAGGCCCUGGGCCGCCUGCGGGAGCUGUGCCGCCUCUGGCUGAGGCCCGACCGGCGCACCAAGGAGCAGAUCCUCGAACUCCUGCUCCUGGACCAGUUCCUCGCCAUCCUGCCCGCCGACACCGGGGCCCGGGUGCGGAUCCGCCGCCCCCGGAGCGGCGACCAGGCCGUGGAGAUGGUGGAGGGGCUGCAGAGAGAGACGGACGGGCGAGGGCGGCUGGUCCCCGCGGGGUCCCGGGAUCGGGAAUUCACGGAGGAGGAGGAGGAGGAGGAGGAGGAGGAGGCGGCGGCCCCGGCCCCGGCCGGAGCGGAGGAGCCACCGACCUGCCGGCUCCGGGCCCGGCCCAAGCUCGAGCGCCUGGACCCACGGGAGACGGGUCCGCCCGACCCCCAGGGCCCCGCGGGGGAGCCGAGAGGGGAGCCCGGGAGGCCGCACCGGGCGGCCGCCCCGCGAGGAGCGGGGCCCAGGUACGGGGAGCCCGAGGCGUCCGGCCGGGCGCCGCGGCCGGAGCGUCCCUACCCGUGCGCCCAGUGCGGCAAGGCCUUCGGCCAGAGCUCCACCCUGCUGCGCCACCAGCGCGUCCACACGGGCGAGAAGCCCUACCCGUGCGCCCAGUGCGGGCGGGCCUUCAGCCAGCGCUCCAAGCUGACCCAGCACCAGCGCGUCCACUCGGGCGAGAGGCCCUACGUCUGCCCGCAGUGCGGCACGGCCUUCGGCGAGAGCUCCAAGCUGACCGAGCACCAGCGGGUCCACUCGGGCGAGAGGCCCUUCGUCUGCCCCGUCUGCGGCGAGGCCUUCCGCCAGAACUCCAACCUGGCCCGCCACCGGCGGAUCCACACGGGCGAGAGGCCCUUCCGCUGCCCGGCCUGCGACCGGGCCUUCGCCCACGCCACGUCGCUGGCGGCCCACCGGCUGGCCCACGCCCGCCGCAAGCCCUUCGGCUGCCCGGACUGCGGCAGGGCCUUCGCCCAGAGCUCCAAGCUCCUGGAGCACCAGCGGGUGCACACGGGCGAGAGGCCCUUCCGCUGCCCGGACUGCGGCAAGGCCUUCCCGCAGAGCUCCAAGCUGAUGAAGCACCAGCGCAUCCACACGGGCGAGAGGCCCUUCCGCUGCCCGGACUGCGGCGAGGCCUUCAACCAGCGCUCCAAGCUGACGCGCCACCGGCAGGUCCACACCGGCGAGCGGCCCUUCGCCUGCCCGGACUGCGGCAAGGCCUUCGGGCAGCACGCCGACCUGGUCCGCCACCGGCGCACCCACACCGGCGAGCGGCCCUACCGCUGCGACGACUGCGGCCGGGCCUUCGGCCAGAUCUCCCACCUCAUCGGGCACCGGCGCACCCACACCGGCGAGCGGCCCUACCCCUGCGGCCAGUGCGGCAAGGCCUUCGGCAAGAGCACGGUGCUGGCCAAGCACCAGCGGGUCCACAGCGGCGAGCGGCCCUACCCGUGCGGCCGCUGCGGCAAGGCCUUCCGCCAGAGCUCCCACCUGGCGCAGCACCAGCGCGGCCAGGGCUGCCGCGACCGCGGGCAGCCCGCGGCCCCCGGCGGCACCUAGCCGGGCACGGGGCCGCCCCGCCGCCCGACGGACGCCGUCGUCGGUGGAGUCCUCCUCUCCUCCCGUCCUCCGUCCGAUCCCCCCUUGGCCGAGCACCGGACCGAGCGCCCGGGAGAGUCCCGAACCCUAGGCCGCGGCGUCGCCCCGAGACGUCGCGGGCGGGGAACCUGUCCGUGGAACGUGUCCGUGUCCGUGUCGUGUCGUCCUUUCCCCUAAGCCUGGCGGGGCCCUCGCGGCGAGCGCUCAAUAAAUACGACCGAACGGUUGGUA
Ornithorhynchus anatinus (platypus) is the source of this 2352-nucleotide messenger RNA. RefSeq names its product zinc finger protein 250-like. NCBI's taxonomy places the organism in Eukaryota, Metazoa, Chordata, Mammalia, Monotremata, Ornithorhynchidae. Gene Ontology annotation, molecular function: DNA-binding transcription factor activity, RNA polymerase II-specific; RNA polymerase II cis-regulatory region sequence-specific DNA binding. Gene Ontology annotation, biological process: regulation of transcription by RNA polymerase II. The record is from RefSeq and is a predicted model, not a curated record.